AUGAGGUUGUUCCAGUGUUUAGUUGUUGUUGUAGCUUUUGAGUGUGUCAGGGCUUCUAGGGUGGGUAAUUUUGAGUUUAUAAAAAUUAAAAUUUUUUUUUAUUUUUAAAAUUUCAAAUUUUUUUUUCAAAUUUCAAAAAUUUCAACUUUUCAGGAUGACAUUUUAAAAGAUGGCUAUUUCGGUCCAGGAAGCCAGAAACCAGACAAUGAAGCCAUCGAAUCCUUCCACAUCAACACUCCAGAUUCCGUACUCGAUGACCUUAAGUACCGUCUCGAACAUGCCCGUAUUACCCAUACUCAACUUGAAGAUCAGAAGAACUACAACUAUGGUUUCUCUCUCAAGUCUCUGAAUGAGAUGAAAGACUACUGGCUGAAUGACUAUGACUUCCGUAAGGUCGAAAAAGAACUUGAGCAAUUUCCUCACUUCAAAACUGAGAUCGAAGGUCUGAAGAUUCAUUUCAUUCACGCUAAGCCGGAUUCUAACAAAUACAAGACCGUGAAGCCAUUGUUAGCUUCCCACGGCUGGCCUGGAAGUGUCCAUGAGUUCACCAAGGCUCUGCCAAUCUUCACCGACCCAAAAGCUCAUGGUAUUGAUGUUGACUACGCUUUCGAAGUCAUCUGCCCUUCAAUUCCCGGCUACGGAUGGUCGGAUGCUCCACAACGUUCCGGUCUACAUCAAGGUGCCGUAGCUCGAAUCUACAACAAACUCAUGAAGAGACUCGGCUUCAACAAGUACUUUGUUCAAGGUGGAGACUGGGGAUCUACUAUCGUGGGUAACAUCGCCAGGUUGUAUCCGGAUAAUGUAGAAGCGGUUCAUCUGAACAUGUUAGUCAGCGGAGACAAAAUGACAUUGUUAAAAAGUGCCAUUGGCUCAGCUGCUCCCAAAUUGUUCUUCAAACAUCCAGCCUUCAAGGACUUUACUGUGAAGAAAUUCUUGAACUUCUUCUUGAUUGAUGGAGGCUACUUCCAUCUGUUUGCUACGCUACCUGACACUGUUGGUAAGUUUGGGUAUAAAAUGUGAAAAAAGGCUUUGAAAGACAUUUUUAGGUAACAUUGUAAUGAAAAUGCUUUAAAUUUACGUAUAAAAACAAAAAACACCUUUUUUGGAAGUGAAAGUAAAGUGGAAGAUUUUCGAUGCAAUUUCCACUGAAAAUCUUCCACCGAACUUCCACUUUUAAAAUUUCUGAAAACUGUUUUUUUAAACCAUAUAUUUAUUCAAAACCUAUCUAAAACAGCAUUUUCUUACAUUUAAAUCCUUUUCUAACAUCAUUUUCUAAUCAUUUCAUACCAAAAACCAAUGUUAAUAUAGACUUGCACUUCCAGGUAUCGCCCUGAACGACUCCCCAAUCGGAAUGAUGGCCUGGAUCUUGGAAAAGUUUUCUCUAGGCACAAACUCCAAGAAUAAGCAAUUUGAAGACGGUAAAUUGACAGAAAGAUUCACUAAAGAAGACUUGAUCACGGCUGUCAUGAUAUACUGGGUCAAUGGUAAUAUGCUUCAAUCUGCUCGAUUCUACAAGGAAUUGUUGACUUCUAAGGAUGCACAGAACUUGCAAAAGUAGGUCUUUAAAAUUUUUAAUUAGAAAUGGCAUAAAAAUUUUUUUUACAUUUUUGGUUUUUGCACGGUGAAAUUUUUUAAAUUUGUUAAAAUUUGACGCAUUUUUGUUUUUCGCAAGUUUUUAAAAAAACUAAAAAUAAAAAAUUUAAAAAACUAAAAAUAAAAAUAAAUUUUAAAUUUAAAAAUAAUAUUUUCAAAAAUUUUUAUAAAAUCUUUAGUAUUUUUUACACUGUGCAAAGACAAAACAUGUUGCACUGUGCAAACUUUAUUAUUCACUGCACCGUGCAGUCCCUCUUAACACAAUAUAAACUAAACUAAUCACAUAUUUCUUAUUCUAGUGAAAAAAUCAAAGUCCCCACAGCCUAUUUGGCCUGUGUUAACGACGCCGUCCCAGCAUUGCCUCAGGAAAUCGCUAAAGUCGCUGUCAACCUACAACAAUAUAACACUAUUGAUGCCGGUCACUUCGCCGCUAUGGAGAAACCUGACGAUUUGGUUAAGGACUUUUUCAAUUUUACGAAGAAAUACGUACACUAA
Bursaphelenchus okinawaensis is the source of this 2088-nucleotide messenger RNA. Lineage: Eukaryota; Metazoa; Nematoda; Chromadorea; Rhabditida; Aphelenchoididae. The record is from the annotation of a GenBank genome assembly.